Alternaria rosae is the source of this 2136-nucleotide messenger RNA. RefSeq lists its product as uncharacterized. The transcript has a single exon. The record is from RefSeq and is a predicted model, not a curated record. Lineage: Eukaryota; Fungi; Ascomycota; Dothideomycetes; Pleosporales; Pleosporaceae. The coding region runs from base 163 to 1770 and encodes 535 amino acids.
AGAUACUUGUACCAAAGGUCCGAUGGCGCGAUUUACAGCACGACCGAGGAGGAUAACAAGCUCGUUCGCGUAGAAAUUCCUGCUGGAUAUGUGGAAGUUUGUAGUCUCCUCAAAGCGAUAGAACGCAGCCUACGCCAUCGCUCUCGCAGACCCUUCGUUUCCAUGGAUAGAUCUUACUAUGUUGCUCCAAGGACGCCUUCAGAAGUUCCAACUGGCAGAGCGACAUCGGUGAAAGUAACAGAAGAGCGGCCGCCGCUCACAAAGUCGUCUCGCACGAGAUCGCGCGAGAUUGUUGAUCGGCCUCUCUUCACGGAAGCCGUUCCUGGGGAUGCCGUCGAGAAAAGCUCGUUAUCCAAGCCAGCUUCCGUUGACACAGACGUAGAGGCCCAAGAUAGGCUUGGUGUGAAGGAAGCAACAAACCGAACGGAUAUUUACAAUCUGGGAUACCCUAUAGAACUCGAUCACAAUGACGAUGUGUCAGUAACAUCAUCGGACGAAGGCUCCGUGUUCUCUAUUGCGUCACUCGCGUCUUCCGCUACUGAUCUGUCAAAGGGCAGUGGCUAUUCCCCAGUCCAAAUCGCCACAGCAACUCGAGAGUUACUUUCUAUAUUUCGAGACGACGAGGUUCUCUAUCCGCUCUACACAACCGCGAUACAUGGUGUCAUUGGUCCCCGGAAAUUCGUAAACACCUUCAGGCGAAUGCUAAAAGCAUUUGCCGACAAGCUCAAAGACGAAGCACAAGAUCGUCUGGACUUUCUUGCUGCGCGUUUAGUCGCGCUGAAGGCACGAGAAAUUGCUGACGCGAUACUGGAGAUACAUCAGCUAGGGAAAGCACCAGACUUGGUGGUAGUAGAAGGGAAACGGGUUACUAUCCUUGAGCGGGAUGAUGAGGACUCGUCUGAUGAAGACGAGCAAGAAGAGACAAACGUGGAUGAAACUGGCUUUGAAGACCUCACGAACGUCCGAGAAUUUCUGGUUCAGAGUGCAGCAUUCAAACUGCUCCGAACAGACUUGCAAUACUACGUAUCGUCGAAAAGACAGUCGAAAGACCCGUCAAGCGAGCGGGACGAGAAGAUGUAUCUAGACGAACGAGUGAACGGGAUCGCCAAACUCAUCGAGCCGGGCUUCCAAACCUGUGCCCAUGUACAAUCGACAAAGUCCGGCGUCGAACAAGACUGUCUUAACCAGCUCAGAAACGAUCGACCACUAUUUGAGUUGCACCUAUACGCCUUAGACAUCCUGGGAGAAGAUCGGUUUGUCAUUGAGUACUCCGAUUUGCUACGUCGCUACUACAGUAAUGCCGGCGCAUCUGUUGAUAACAAAGUAGAUAAUAGGAUGGGGGGUAAUAUCGACGCUCAGCUGGGAACCGUAUGGCAGCCUGUUGCUUCAGCCGUUGUCCUUCAUCUGGAGAUCGCUGACGCUAACGAAUCAUGCUGGAAGGAUCAAACCUCCGACUCGAAAACAGACAAGAGUUUCUUCAUCGAUUUGUUAUCCAGAGAAGGAAAAGAUCUAAGAUGCGCCACAACUCCUCAUCUUCUGAGCAGAGACCUUGCACUCUUAACCUUACGCAGACCACUACGGGAGCUCUUUACACAUACACCAGGGUAUAUCAUAGAGAUGACUUCUGUGAACGACAGUUCGUUCGUGAACAGAACCAAGGCCUCUCUCGAAGAUUAUACUAUGGCAGAAUGGGACUGGUGGCCAUUAGCUCCUCGCAUACCUGACGUUGCGCCUGGAGAAUGUCGUCUUGAGUGGAAGGUACGUUUCUGACUCUUCAUGGACGCUUGAGUAAGGCCGCUAAGCCACGCAGUUCGGCGGAGUUCAAUUAUAUGAGACAUUGUCUUCGCUCGAAUGGAACACUGUUGAAUAUGCCAUGCCCUCGUUGCCAGACCAUCCAAAGCAGUGCUAUUGCUGUCACAUCGGGCGCCACGGAAAGACCUCAAGUGCUACUUCUCCACGGUCUCAUGAUCACAUCGUGGCACCAGAGAGGAGCCAAUGGUGCUUGAGUCUCCCGAUGACCUGGAUUAAGGCGGCUGCUGGUACAACAGCAAACCCUUCCAAUUCAUCGACAGCUAGACAACGCUAUACUCCCACCGAAACUUCGGCAACCUCAAUGCCACUGGCUGGUUCUCAGAC